This is a messenger RNA of Ostrea edulis (European flat oyster), 1248 nucleotides long. RefSeq names its product 28S ribosomal protein S18b, mitochondrial-like. The record is from RefSeq and is a predicted model, not a curated record. Bases 165 to 830 code for a protein of 221 amino acids. The transcript has 6 exons. Gene Ontology annotation, cellular component: mitochondrion; ribosome. Gene Ontology annotation, molecular function: structural constituent of ribosome. Gene Ontology annotation, biological process: mitochondrial translation. Lineage: Eukaryota; Metazoa; Mollusca; Bivalvia; Ostreida; Ostreidae.
AAAGUAUCAUAUGUUUGUAAGCUCCAAGGAGAUUCUAGACCAACAUAAAUGGCAAUGAUCUUGCAAACCAUUUAAGGUUGGUAUUAGAGUGGAGGGAAUGCUAAAUUCCAAUACAGUCCUAUUUGGAAGUCAUUGGCGUGCUGGCAGCAUCAGGUAGUAGAUCUAUGUCGUUAAAAUGGAAGAAGGAGAAGGAAGACAAUUUUGAGGAGCUGGGUGAGGCUGAAGAAAUCGGCCAAGAAUAUGGAGGAUUUGACUACAAGAAGAAACAAAAACCACACGUCUCCUACCAGCAGAGCAUCAAGUAUUUUGAUAGUGCAGCAUUUAGAAAAGCUUAUGGCUCAGACAAAAUAUGGAUGAGAUACAGGAGGAAUUACAAAGGAAACAUUAUGCCCAAGCCUCGGUACACUUGUACACACAAAGGUGCCUUUUUGACGAACAACCCAUGCCCAGUUUGUCGUGACGUGUAUUUUGUUGUGGAUCACAGGCAUCCUAAACUUCUUAAGGAGUUUUUAGAUACCAACACAAUUCAAGUCUCUGACAACCAGAAAACGGGGGUCUGUUUUAAACAGCAGAGAAAUUUGAUAAGGGAGACCGAGCUGGCCAUUGAUAGAGGCUACAUGGAGGGUUAUGUCCCCUUCAGGACAUAUGAUAUGGACUACUACAAGUCUCUUGUGAACAAACCUGAGGAGAAGGAAAAGACAGAUGUUCCAUUUAAGAUUUUAAAUCCAGAGUUACUGCCUUAUAAUAUAGUGAAAAAACACUCGCAAUCCAGGAGGGAAAAUCCGGAAAAUGCUCGAAAUCCAGGUGGGAAGAGCAACUUAAAGACAUAGAAAACACUCAAACUCCAGACAGCCACUUGAAAAAAGACUUAAAACACAAAAAUGUCAAAGUACAAAAUUGUAUGUAUCGUAGCGUUUUCGUUUGACGUGAAGGAAUGGAGGAAUACCAUUGUCCAUCACAGAGCUCGGUGUUCCUGGUGUCAGUGUGGAUAUGUUGUGUAACCUGAUAGUGCUGUGUAACACUCAGGUGAUUUGUUCUAUAUCUGAUUUGGACUCGCUAAAUGUAAAGCACAUGUGCUCAUACUAAGCGAGUCUGGUCAAUGGAUUUUCAAGGGAGAUAAGCCAGGAGUUUUCCUUUUACCACAAUAACAUCAUCAAUGAAGGUGGAAUCCUGAAUGAUAGUUCAACUUUGCAGUAUUUUGGAUUUUAGCCUGCCAGUUUGGUGAAUAAAAGUGUUGCAAAACUUUUA